This is a messenger RNA of Dendrobium catenatum, 1566 nucleotides long. Its product is annotated as probable protein phosphatase 2C 23. Gene Ontology annotation, biological process: protein dephosphorylation. The transcript is spliced from 4 exons. Lineage: Eukaryota; Viridiplantae; Streptophyta; Magnoliopsida; Asparagales; Orchidaceae. Gene Ontology annotation, molecular function: protein serine/threonine phosphatase activity. Bases 1 to 1566 code for a protein of 521 amino acids. The record is from RefSeq and is a predicted model, not a curated record.
AUGGGUAACAAUGGCACCAAACUCACGGGCUGCUUCUUUAACUGCAGCCCCGGCCAUCGCCGCAGUCAAGCCUCCGCCGCCGUGACGACGGAGCCAUAUGAAGGGGGUUUCGGUCACUCCUUCUCCUACGUCCGCUCGGAACCCCUCUUCCAUCGCUCCACCUCAUCCAAAAUCCACCACUCCGACGACUCAACAACCACCUUCCGUUCGAUCUCCGGCGCUGCUAUCAGCGCCAACCUACAUACUCCCACCGCCACUGCCACUGCCACUGCAGCCGAAGCUGCAUUCCAAAGUUCCAGCUCCUUCUUCUCAGCGCCUCUCCUACCUCACCCUUGCCAACCGAAAGCCGCUGCUUUUCAAGAUGCCGGCGACAAUCUCAACCUCCACUGGGCGCAGGGCAGAGCAGGGGAAGACCGCGUCCAUUUAGUCAUCUCCGAGGAGCAAAGUUGCCUCUUUGCCGGAAUCUACGACGGCUUCAACGGCCCCGACGCUACUGACUACCUCCUCUCCAACCUCUACCCCGCAGUUCAGCACGAGCUCAAUGGAUUAAUGCUCUCAAAUGAAAACAAUCAAGAAAAACUCGACCUUUCGUCAUCAAUCUAUGAUUCAGAUCAAAACAGGGAUGAGGUAAAAUCAGGGAUGAAGUCGCAGCGGUCGGCGAGGAACUGGGAAGAGACGAAUAGGAGGUGGAAGCAUGAGUUUUCUAAGGAAAGGUCGGAACUUGAUAGUAUUUUAAGGAAGGAUGAGAGCCAUUUGAAGGUACUGAAGGCUAUGUCUCGUGCGUUGAAGAAAACUGAGAGGGCGUUUCUGCAAGUUGCAGACAUGAUAGUUUCAGAAAAUCCGGAGCUAGCCCUCAUGGGCUCUUGUGUGCUCGUAAUGAUAAUGAAAGGGGAAGAUGUUUAUCUCAUGAAUGUGGGAGAUAGUAGAGCUGUUUUGGCGCAGGAGGGAGAAAGAAAUUUGAGGAAUUUAGAGAGGAUUAAUGAGGAAACUCUGCUUGAUGAUCAACCCGAUGGCUUGAAGAAUCUCGUAGCUCUUCAGCUUACAAGGGAUCAUUGCACUGGCAUCGAAGAGGAAGUUAGAAGAAUCAGAAGUGAACAUCCCGAAGAUGCUUUGGCCGUAAUGAAUGAUCGAGUGAAGGGAUCGUUGAAAGUGACGAGAGCUUUUGGUGCUGGAUUUUUGAAGCAGCCCAAAUGGAACAAUGCGCUCCUUGAGAUGUUCAAAAUUGACUAUAUUGGAACAUCUCCUUAUAUCACAUGCUCCCCCUUUCUGUAUCAUCAUAGACUUAGCUCUCGAGAUAGUUUUUUAAUACUUUCAUCUGAUGGCCUCUACCAAUAUUUUACAAACGAAGAAGCCGUAGCCGAGAUCGAAUUGUUCAUCACAAAAACUCCGGAAGGUGAUCCGGCACAACACCUUGUGCAACAAGUCCUCUAUCGAGCUGCGAAAAAAGCUGGUAUGGAUUUUCAUGAGCUACUUGAAAUUCCUCAAGGAGACAGAAGAAGAUAUCAUGAUGAUGUUUCUGUUGUUAUCAUUUCUUUUGAGGGAAGAAUAUGGAGAUCUUGCACAUAA